AUGAGCUACCUCUCACACCCUUUUCCUCUCGGAGGGCCUCCAGCAAUUCCCGUCGAACAAACCGUUGGCUUUGAAGUCCUAAUCGGGCACCCUCAUUUGGGCCAUUAUGUGAAUUCUUUUAUACUUUCUCAUGACCCAUUUGACAUAGUGGAAUAUUGUCCCUCCAAGCCUGCCAGUAUUGAAGAAUAUGAGUACACAGAGAACCUAUCACGUCCUCGACUGACAAAGGAACAAGUUGAUACGCUCGAGGCCCAGUUUCAGACCCAUCCGAAACCGAAUAGCAACGUCAAGCGUCAAUUAGCCACUCAAACAAAUCUCACUCUGCCUAGAGUUGCUAAUUGGUUUCAAAACCGACGUGCGAAGGCAAAGCAACAGAGAAGGCAAGAAGAAUUUGAGAGAACACAAGCAAGUGAGAACGGUGAACAGGGGGAAAGUAACGAGACCUCUCGGCAAGAAGGGGGCUUAGAAGCACAACCAGAACGUCCUGAAUUGACUUCAACCCCUACCCAGGACCCACUUCCCAGCUCGUCAUCUGCAAGUCCCUCUAGCACACCACACACUUCUACGACUCAGUCUGAAUGCGCCGUGUCACUCGAGAAAGCAAUGAACGAAAAUAUGUCUGCAAGUGCCCAAUUCAACCAAUCCGAGCAUAACGCCGGUGCAAACAAAUCCUUAGAAUCGAUGUAUCAUUCUUCUCAGCCUCGUUUGAAGAAUGAAGCUGUUGGCGCAGCCACCUCUGGCAUCCCUGAAUGGAAUGGACACGAAGACAAUUGCAAUUCUUUUUUUUUGGCUUCACCGCAAAGUGCGGGAAACAGCUUUGAUUUUACUCAUGUGAAUAGGCAGCAAUUAACCCCAAAUGACAACCCCUUCGAGAUCCGCAUUCACGAAAGUCCCCAGUUCCCCGCCUUCCAUUUCAAUCACGAGCCCGAUGGAUGGGAAUGUCACAGCGUGCCGAACUUGAUGGGAAGGCAGCAUGAUGCUCAAGAUCUAGGCGAUGAUUUUCAACCCUUUCCGUUUCAUGGGCUUCAAUCUCCGCUAUUUCCUGGUGAACAACGACGAGGGUCUUAUUCUUCAGAGCAUUCCGACCUCACAGAUAUUCCGUUCCACCCUGAAAUAAAUAACGAUCUUGAAGUAUCUCCCGAAAACAGUUCUCAGCUGAGCCUGGCCCAGUUGCACCACCACCAAGUUGAACCUUGCGCCAAUUGGCGGUAUCCGGAGAAAGAAGUUGAUCUUGCUGCUCGACGAAAACGACCUCGACCGGCCGCUAUCGGUACCUCCGCCAUAUCCCGUUUAUAUGUACCUUCCUCAAUGUCUUCCACCGCCAUGAUUCAGGGUAUGGGCGCUGGGCAUGUACUUCGACAUGCAAAAUCCACCCAGAACCUUAGCUCCAGUCGCAAUUCUCGCUAUCCAGGGAUUCGAAAAACUGCCGCUGCCCGCCGCUCCCCUCUUGGUAUAACAAGUUUUUCGGAAGCUAACCGUUUCAACCCGACGAAUGCGACGGAUAUGAUGUCAGCAGUACCCGGCCUGGUAACAACCACUUUGGCUCCGCCUACUCCGUUAACGCCGGAAGACUUCCAAACCCUUCUUCCGCCAACCCCAAAUGACAAUCAAUACUGCGUUUCGCCAACGGACGAGAUGGGUUGCACAAGGCUCUUUCCCAUGUCUCAACCCAUGCAGGUACAUCUCGAAUCCCCUCCUGCCACACCACUAAGUUUAAGUGUCCUCUCGCAGUUACAAUAUCAGCAGAUGGGUAUUUCAACGCCUGCUGCGGCUCCUCAAUCUACAACUUUCCAGGAGUACACUCUCUCUGUUCCAACCAAUCCGAUGAGCACUAGCCUUUGGCAUGGCGCUACUUCGAUGUCGUCCCCGGAGACCUUCCAAAUGCAGCCGCCAACAAUCCAUAUGCCCCAGCCAACCCACAUUUCUCCCAUUGCCUAUGGAGAGUCUUUGGAUUCGGGAAACCCUUCCUUCGUCGAGGGUAUGGCAAGCCAAAGUGCAUCGCCGCAAUGCACUAUUAAAAGCUGCAGUACCCCACCAUCAUGUUCCGAGGGGUCUAUCUCUGGUCCCCUUAAAGUAACCGAAUUUCUCAUUCAGGAGUUCCCACAACAGCAGGAAGCACAUAGGCGCGCGGCACAGCAGCUCCCCCCACAGCGGCCCAUGAACUAUACAUUCUCCAACCACACACCAAAUGACUUCUACGCUUGA
Messenger RNA from Paracoccidioides lutzii Pb01, 2205 nucleotides. RefSeq lists its product as hypothetical. Bases 1 to 2205 code for a protein of 734 amino acids. Gene Ontology annotation, molecular function: DNA binding; DNA-binding transcription factor activity, RNA polymerase II-specific. Gene Ontology annotation, biological process: regulation of transcription by RNA polymerase II. Gene Ontology annotation, cellular component: nucleus; RSC-type complex. The transcript is spliced from 2 exons. The record is from RefSeq and is a predicted model, not a curated record.